AUGGUUGGAUGUCGCACAAAUUGUAUAGAGAGACCACUCUCUCAGGGAUUCCAGCAACUUGGAAUAAUAGUUGCUAGAUACCCCUGGUGGUUUUUAUGUAUUCCCUUUAUUAUAUCUGCAGGACUCGGUGCUGGUUUUUAUUUUUUACCACAAAGACAAGCUAAUAAUAUAGAAAAACAGUUCACACCCAUUGGAGGUCCAGCUAAAACCGAACGAGACUUUAUCAAGAAGCAUUUCCCAACGAAUGACUCUGGACAUUUUUCUCCUCAGAGGCUCUAUACGGAAGGAUCUUUUGUCUCACUGAUUGCAGUCAGUUUAUCUGAUAAUAUAUUGCAUGUAAAUGCAUUCAGGGAACUUCUGCUGUUGGAUGAGAUGGUGAGAAGUUUGAAUAUCACAAGGUCAGAACAAGGACACAAUGUUAACCUAUCUUUCCAACAGCUGUGCGCAGAGGUCCAAGGCCCUCGUUGUUUCCCACCAAAUCCUCUGGUAGCUGCAGUACAAGAUAACCCCGAUCAGAUAGAGAUACUAAAUGUGACUUAUCCAUUGUUCCAAAAUGGAACAUUCCUAGGAAUGUAUGUCGGAGGUGUCACAUUGGGACCAGAACACACCGUGCAGAAAGCCCUUGCUAUCAGAUUGGUGUACUAUAUCAGAGAGGACAGUGAUCAGGACAGGCAUAACAGCUUACUAUGGAUCAACCACUUCAUUACAUCCAUCCCAUUAAAAAUAAACAAUUUGAAACUAAAACAUAUACAGGUGUCCUAUUAUACAUCUGUAUCAAUGCAGCAGGAAUUUGAAGUGACCACACGAUCUGUUAUCCCUCUGUACUCAGUUACCUACUUCCUAACAAUAUUUUUUUCCAUCACAACGUGCACAAGAUUUGACUGUGUGAGAAACAAAGUGUGGGUCGCCUCAUUUGGAGUCAUUACAUCUGGCUUAGCCGUCCUGAGCAGUUUUGGGUUACUGUUACUUUGUGGGGUCCCAUUUGUUGUUACUGCAGCCAAUGCCCCAUUUCUUAUUUUAGGUGUUGGGGUGGAUGAUAUGUUCAUCAUGAUUUCAAGCUGGCAGCAGACAGACGUUAUGAGUUCGGUUGAAAAACGAAUGGCGAACACAUAUAAAGAAGCCGCGGUGUCCAUCACUAUAACAACUCUCACAGAUGUCCUUGCAUUUUACAUAGGAAUUAUGACAACUUUUGGCUCAGUGCAGUCCUUCUGUAUUUAUACUGGAACUGCCAUAUUGUUUUGUUUUAUCUAUAACAUAACCUGUUUUGGAGCUUUCUUGUCUCUCCAUGGCAGACGAGAAGAGAGUAAUAGGCAUUGGUUUACUUGCAUAAAGGUAAAGAAACCUGGUGAUGGUGAGGGGUUUUCUCUAUACAGAGCAUGUUGUGUUGGGGGAGAAUAUGACAGGGAGACAAGUAAAGAGAUAGAACAUCCAGUUACUGGCUUUUUCCGUAAUAAGUAUGGACCUUUCAUUACAAACAUCUGGACCAAGGCGUUCAUUAUAGCAUUGUAUUUUGUGUAUGUAGCCAGCAGCCUGUAUGGCUGUUUUCAAGUGCAGGAAGGAAUUGAUUUACGCAAUUUGGCCACCGACAGUUCUUAUGUAAUUCCAUUUUAUGAUAAAGAAGAUGCAUACUUUUCAAUAUUCGGUCCAAGAGUUAUGGUUGCCAUUACAGAAGAAACCUCAUAUUGGGAUUCUAGCGUUCGUAGUAAAAUAGAAACUUGCAUGGAGGCAUUUGAAAAUAACUCAUUUGUCAACAAAAGUUUUUCUGAAUCAUGGUUGAGAGUCUACGAAAAAUUUAAACCGGGUAUAGAUGACAAAAAUGAUUUCAUUGCAAAUUUAACUGAGUUAUUCAGGGCUUUCCCAAACUAUGAACAAGAUCUAUAUAUUAACUCAAACACCAUAAAAGCCUCUCGUUUUUUCAUCCAGACUGUUAAUGUAAUUACCGCAGUUGAUGAGAAAGAUAUGUUAAACCAACUCCGUGAAAUAGCUAAGUCCUGUGAAGUUCCAGUACUGGUAUAUAACCCGAUAUUUAUAUAUUUUGACCAAUACGCAGUUAUUGUCCAGAACACUGUACAAAAUAUCCUUGUUGCUGCUGCUGCUAUGUUUGUUAUCUCAAUACUUUUAAUUCCAAACCCACUUUGUGUACUCUGGGUGACUUUUGCAAUCGCCUCCAUCAUUGUUGGUGUCACUGGUUUCAUGGCUUACUGGCAGGUAAACCUGGAUUCUAUAUCAAUGAUCAACCUUGUUAUAUGUAUUGGGUUCUCGGUUGACUUUUCAGCUCACAUUUCAUACGCUUAUGUUUCUAAUGGUAGCCCAAAAGCUAACAGUAGAGUAGCAGAUGCUUUGCAUUCAUUGGGUUACCCCAUUUUACAGGGAGGUUUAUCAACUAUCUUGGGCGUCGUUGUCCUUUCAACAGCAGAAAGUUACAUCUUUAGAACAUUUUUCAAGAUCAUAUUCCUUGUUAUCACAUUUGGGAUGCUCCAUGGCUUGGUUUUUCUUCCAGUGUUUUUAACCCUCUUUGGAAAUUGUGAUAGGAAAUGCAGAGACAAUGCAACAGGGAACAAUUCAAAUAACAUUUACGCAGACGCCACCAAUGAAUCAAAUAGUACUAAGUGUUCAGAUUUACAACCACGCGCAAAGGACAAUGGCAGCCAUAUCAAUUAA
Messenger RNA from Pelobates fuscus (common spadefoot toad), 2661 nucleotides. Its product is annotated as patched domain-containing protein 3-like. The transcript is spliced from 4 exons. The record is from RefSeq and is a predicted model, not a curated record. NCBI's taxonomy places the organism in Eukaryota, Metazoa, Chordata, Amphibia, Anura, Pelobatidae. Bases 1 to 2661 code for a protein of 886 amino acids. Gene Ontology annotation, cellular component: membrane.